This is a messenger RNA of Sclerotinia borealis F-4128, 1629 nucleotides long. The record is from the annotation of a GenBank genome assembly. Lineage: Eukaryota; Fungi; Ascomycota; Leotiomycetes; Helotiales; Sclerotiniaceae.
AUGUCAACUCCAGUCGAUGGUCAUGCCGCCCUUCAACUUCACAAGCCAAUCCCUGCGCAAGAUGAACCCCCAAAAGAUGAAUCCCCACAAGAUGAACACCCGGAUCACUUGUCUUCAGUGUCCCUCUUGUUAGCUAGCAAUUCUCAAGGAAGUAUCAGAGAAUCUACUUUAGAUGUCUCUUUAGGAGACAUUGUGAGACAUCAUCGAUUUGGUGACCAUAAGUCAUCAUCAAUGACCCCUCCACCAUCAUCCCAAAUGUCAAACAUUCGUCAAUCGCUCCCAAUUCCAAGAACCGCAACAAGGACAACAACACCAUCUAUUCUUGACUCUCCGCCCAGUACGAACUCGAACGGAAUUAAAGCAGCUUCUAUUCCUGGUAUUACUCGCCCACCGACUACUAAGGAGAUUGCCGAGGCUUCUACAGAAGAGAAGACAGAAAUGAUACACAGGUUGAUUGCCGAUAAUAACGAGCUGGACAACGCAUUUCGAGAAUCUCGCAUGGAACAGGCACACUACAAGUUGCAAAAUACACUCCUGUCCUUAGAGUCUGAAGAAGCUAUCAAGCAUUUGGAGGCAGAGCAUGAAUUGACUCGUCGGGAGGUCCAAGUCCUGCAAUUUGCAUACCAGGGACGAUCUGACCCCUAUGCACCAAGUCCUGAGUAUGUACUAAGGCUCAAAGCUAUCUGCAAGACCCUAGAGAUAGAUAACGAAACUGCCAAACGUCGUCUUGAAAGAGCCAAGAAGGUAAUAGAGGCAAAGGACGAUCAACUGGAGGCUGCUAAAGAUAUAAAUGAUCGUCUCACGCAGCGUAUACGCGAGAAUAGAGAGCACAUCAACAUCAUGCGUAGCCCAGGUGGUAUGUUUCAUGUUUCUACGCCGAAGCUCUCACACAACAGUUACCCGGCUACCCCACAACAAUAUCGCAGAACACCACAUCGCACCCCGAUAACUGGUCGCUCGAUCCGUGAAUCUCGCGAACAUGCCCAAGACCCUGGAUUUGCUGCUCUCUUAGCUGCCGCUCACCAGGAGAACAAUAGUGCACCGUCCACUCCUCUCAUCCGUCAACGCCCUGGUCCACUCACUCCAAUAAAUAGGCACAGUCGUGGCGUUCAAUCCCUCUCUUCAUUGCCUACUACACCUCCCUCAGCUCGCCCAGACACUGCCAACUCGACACUUCUUCCUUCGGCGCAAUUCAUCCCACACAGUACCGCUCGAUCAGCUUACACCAACCGCGCCCCAAAUGUCGCACCUCGCCAACGUCGACGUGAAAGUCGCGACAGCACUAUUUCAGCUGAGGAUGUUGAGGACUUUAAUCAAGCUAGGUUCGAAGAACGUCGACGUGGAGAAAGUGAGGAUAUCCAAGAGAGCCAGGCCGCCCAAAGCGCAAAUGCAAUGCUGCGUGCUGAUCCUCACGAAUCAAUCGAGGUUGCAGGUUCUAGAACCAGUACUCCAAAUCCCGUUACAGCAAAGAGUGAACUUUUACAGUCAAGAAUAUGGGCAACUGUCACUAAGCCAGUGGCUGAAAAGAGAAAAUGCGAAGAUCAUUAUGGUGUCGAUCAUUCUAACAAGAAACCUAGAGCUUCUGAGCCUAUUGGCCUCGGUAUUGGUUACGAGGCAUCCCGAGUUUAA